This is a messenger RNA of Truncatella angustata, 1056 nucleotides long. RefSeq lists its product as uncharacterized. The record is from RefSeq and is a predicted model, not a curated record. Lineage: Eukaryota; Fungi; Ascomycota; Sordariomycetes; Amphisphaeriales; Sporocadaceae. Gene Ontology annotation, molecular function: protein binding. The transcript is spliced from 3 exons. The coding region runs from base 1 to 1056 and encodes 351 amino acids.
AUGGAGAUAUUCGCUUAUUUACUGGUCCUCAGCGGCAUAUGCUCAGGCCUUGGCUUUGCCCAUAUUUCGCGCCAUAGCUCACAUCUCUAUGCUACUCCGCUAUUCCGUCCACUUAUAUGUGAAAUUCGACACAGUCCGAAAGAGGGACCAGCACCGCUGCGUGAGGACCCAACUCCAAGGGAAAGUAUUUCUCAGCAAAACCCGACAUCAUGGGAAGUCAGGCCUUCACCGGGCAAAGGCUUUGGCGUUUUUGCUACAAGGUUAAUCGAGCUUGGUGAGCGCAUCAUGGUCGAAGAGCCACUCUUCACCAUUCAGCCGCCAGAGUUUAUCCCCGGAAAAGGCUAUGAGCUAUCUGCCAUGGUCUCUUCAUUGGAUUCGGCCGUGGCCUCUCUCUCGCCGGAUCGGCGCGCAGAAUUUCAUUCGUGCCAUGCGCAUCACCUUCCUGGCGAGGAGAACAGCAACAUGGUAAUCUUUCGGAGCAACGCAUAUACACUGACUGACGGCACCAUCGCCAUGUUUCCAAAGAUCGCGCGGAUCAACCACUCGUGCCGUCCCAAUGCGGCAAAUGUUUGGAGCCAGGCCUCUGGGGUGAGGGUCAUAUGGGCGGCGAAGGAUAUCCUACCUGGAGAGGAAGUGACCGUGACUUAUGCACCACUUCUCAAGACGAGCGAGGAGCGUCAAAGUCGGCUGUCCCAGUAUGGGUUUCGAUGUAACUGUGAGGCAUGUAGUGACCAUUACCAUACAGAUUCGAGGCGCGUUAGAAUGGGUAGGCUCCUUACUGAGCUUGAGGAAAGACUAGGGCGAAGUACUUCCGACGUUGCGAAUAGAAGGCUCCUGCCAAAGGGGAGAGAGCUUUCUCAGAUGCUGGAGGAUGAGCAUCUAGCUGAUUACCUGGCGAACGCUUACCACCUGACAGCUGAGCUCUACCUUCGUUCCAAAAACAUAUCAGCUGCAGCAGAAUGGUCCAGGAAAGCACUGCAACUAAACGAAAAUGCUGAUAGGGAGUCACAUGCUUCCUUUAGAGAGCGAGAAUUUCUCGACAACAUUCUUUCGUGA